UGCCGCUGACGAUUUGAUUUUCGUCCCUCUCGUUCUCGGUGUUGUUGUUCUCGGUGACGCGACGGAGGUGUAGCCUGACGCGGUCUCUUACGUGUCGGCCUGAAUAAAAGUGGAGCUCCGAGGGCCCGGGAGUGACCGAGGGAGUCUGUUUCGCUAAGUCGAUGACCAUGGAGUCGGGAGCAGAGGUUCAUCAGGGAGGAGACACGGCAGUAUCAGAGACAGAGAGCCAACAGAUCUCCCAGGCACAGAUAGCCACCCUGGCACAGGUUUCCAUGGCAGCAGGUCACGCCACAUCCAGCGGUCCUACGGUCACCCUGGUGCAGCUGCCCAACGGUCAGACGGUCCAGGUUCAUGGCGUCAUCCAGGCCGCUCAGCCCUCUGUCAUACAGUCACCACAGGUCCAGACUGUUCAGAUCUCCACCCUAGCAGAGAGUGAAGACUCUCAGGAGUCAGUGGACAGUGUGACUGACUCUCAGAAACGCAGAGAGAUCCUCUCACGACGCCCCUCAUAUAGGAAGAUCCUGAAUGACCUGUCAUCAGGUGACACCCCAGGGGUUCCCAGGAUCGAGGAAGAGAAGUCGGAGGAGGACACAGCGCCCGCCAUCACCACGGUUACCAUGCCCACAUCAUGCCCCAUCUACCAGACCAGCAGUGGCCAGUACAUCGCCAUCACCCAGGGCGGGGCAAUCCAGCUGGCCAAUAACGGAACAGACGGGAUCCAGGGACUGCAGACCCUGACUAUGACCAACGCUGCGGCCGCCCAGCAGGGCACCACCAUCCUGCAGUACGCUCAGACCUCGGACGGCCAGCAGAUCCUGGUGCCCAGCAACCAGGUGGUAGUGCAAGCUGCGUCGGGAGAUGUGCAGGCCUACCAGAUCCGUACGGCCCCCACUAGCACCAUCGCCCCAGGGGUGGUCAUGGCCUCCUCCCCUGCCCUGUCUGGCCAGGGGGGCCCAGAGGUAGAAGUUACCCGCAAGAGAGAGGUCAGACUCAUGAAGAACAGAGAGGCGGCCCGCGAGUGUCGCAGGAAGAAGAAGGAGUAUGUCAAGUGUCUUGAGAACCGCGUGGCCGUGCUGGAGAACCAGAACAAAACCCUCAUAGAGGAACUGAAAGCACUUAAAGACCUGUACUGCCAUAAAUCUGAGUAGCUUCAAAAUAACCCAUCCUAGCCCAACUGUCACUCCCUAUUCAGCGGGCAUCAGACUGCCCACUGACCUGUACAGAGACUCUGCCAAGCAUUGGCCUACGGGCAUGACCCAUGACAUCUGAAGCAAGAGGAUGUGAGAGAGAAGACAGAAUGAAAAUGGAUUGAUGGACGGGAGAUCAGUGAUGGACAGUGCUUUGUGGGAAUUGUAGUAAACACGACCACUUUGGCCCAUACGUCCCCCAAUCUCCCAUCCACCAAUCCAUUUUCACCCUGUCUUCUCUCUCACAUCCUCUUGCUUCCACUCCUUCUUCUCCCGCUCACUUGUUAUCCACCUUUUCAUCUUUCUUUGCCUCUCCCAACUUCUCUCAAUAUUAUCCCACCACGGAACUGAAAGGAUGAGGAUUCAUUCGUCAGUUGUGGUUCCAGGGAUAACGUGGUGAAACACAACACUAACUCUUUUACCCUAUUCAAGCUUCUUGUUUGGGGUUUGACUACUGGGAAGAGAAGUCACAGACUUCUGACAUAGUCAUUUUUUAUUAACCCAAAGCCUCUUAUGUCUUCACUAACAAAGGUUAGCCAAUCAAACAAGAGGGUUAGCGUCUGAAUGUCCAAUCAGCUCAAGAGGAAGUCAAGACAAGGAAGUCAAGGUAGCCUCCAGAACCCUGGCAUUGGAGUCAGUUAAGACAUUGUAGAUUUCCCAGGGUCCGGUUUCCCAAAAGCAUUUUAAGGCUAAGUUCAUCGUUAGAACCUUUGUAGGAGCCUCGUUAAAUCUCGUUAUUAACAUUGCACUUGAAAGCGCUCGUAAUCUAACGCAUGCUUCAGACCACUCGUAGAACAGCAGUGCGUCGUUAGAUGCUUUUUUGCCCUCUUUUAUAUACAGAAGAUCUCUGCUAAACAUCACAUGGUUUAUCCGUCUCUGUGACCGCCGAUAACUUCAGAACAAAGUUGACUACAAAUGCAAAGUUGACAAUGUCUUUGUAAUUGAUACAAACAAGCAACGUCUAAAAAUAUGCUUCAAAUGAAAACAGAGAUGACUGCAUUUAAAUAUAAACAGUAGGAUAUAGGCCUAUUUCAGUCCUAUUGAAAUACAUACCAUGUUCAAUCAAUUGAGUUCUAUUUUGCUACUAGGCUACUGUUUGUAAUUUGUCUCAAUAUAUUUAAUGAUGUGUAGCCUAACGUGCUCAAUGAUGUGCCAAAUCUUUGAUUUAGUGGGUAAGCAUUAGACUAAAGGCGCCUCAAUAUUUGCAUCCAUAGGUGGUAAUAUCCAUAGCCGCGGGAAGUAAGGGUGCUGAAUCACCCCCUGAUAUAUCACAAUAAACCAAAUUAGUCCACUAGGCCUUUGAAUAAACCAAAUUGGUGCACUAGGCCUUUAUUACCCCUGUAUGAGCGGAGAAAAAUACUCAACAGCAGAGCGGGGAAAUACCCCCCAACUCCCCCGUCGACAAAACAUUUCAGCACCCCCACCCCAAAACAACUUCCUGCGGCCAUGGUAAUAUCACUCUAGGAGCUGAUCUGUCGUCAGUAUUGUGAAAUAAUUAUAAUGUUGAGGAAAGUUCCCUUUCUUUCAAUCCUAUCAGUAUCGACACAUGAUCAAACGACGCUCUUGGCGAGCGUUCUCUCUGUGUGGUUUUGGGAAACGCAUGUUACAUCUUCGGGAAAGAUACAUUGUUAAAACACGCCUAAAUUCCAUCGCUAUCAGGAAACCGGGCCCUGCUUAGUAGAUCAUAUGAGAUCAGAUUAUGUUAUUUUCUAGAUCUCAGUGCUUAGGUUAAACCUCCAUAAUCAGUAUAACCCAUCAACUCGGAUUCAUCUUCCAUUUCAAGUGUCUUGGGUAUUUUCUUUAUUUCGUUACAUUUUGAUAUCUGAGAUUUGAGCUACUUUUGUUACGCUCUAAAGAUUUGGGCUGUUGCUAGGUGGUGGUGGAAUAUGGAUCCCAUAUAACUACUGAAGAAAACAGAUUCAUGUCUGAAUACAGGGGAAAGUUGUCAGUACACACCACAUAGCCCUCUAUGGGUUAAUGGCAAUUAUCUGAGAUUAAAUUCACCCAAGUAAAUCUUGUUGGAAUAGAUACAUUUGUAAUCUCCGGCAUACACAUAUUUAUGGUGAGUGUACUACUGUACAUACAUUCAGUACAUACACUACCGUUCAAAAGUUUGGGGUCACUUAGAAAUGUCCUUGUUUUUAAAAUCAAAGCACAUUUUUGGGGCCAUUAAAAG
This is a messenger RNA of Salvelinus namaycush (lake trout), 3363 nucleotides long. It is a transcript of the gene creb1b, whose product is annotated as cAMP responsive element binding protein 1b. Gene Ontology annotation, cellular component: ATF4-CREB1 transcription factor complex; nucleus. Lineage: Eukaryota; Metazoa; Chordata; Actinopteri; Salmoniformes; Salmonidae. Gene Ontology annotation, biological process: regulation of transcription by RNA polymerase II. The transcript has 8 exons. The record is from RefSeq and is a predicted model, not a curated record. Gene Ontology annotation, molecular function: DNA-binding transcription factor activity, RNA polymerase II-specific; protein binding; cAMP response element binding. Bases 162 to 1148 code for a protein of 328 amino acids.